CGGACGGAGAAGAGACCAUGUCCAACCCCCCCCGUUGCCGCCGAUGAGGUCGAGGUUUCCGCUGACGCUGGCUCCGGCCAGAUGUCCGUCCUCGACGCUCUCAAGGGUGUUCUCCGCAUCUCCCUGAUCCACGAUGGUCUUGCCCGUGGUCUCCGUGAGGCUGCCAAGGCUCUUGACCGCCGUGAGGCUCACAUGUGUGUCCUCAACGAGGGCUGUGAGGAGGAGGCCUACAAGAAGCUCGUUGUUGCCCUGUGCUCCGAGCACAAGAUCCCUCUCAUCAAGGUUCCCGAUGGAAAGAUGCUCGGCGAGUGGGUCGGUCUCUGCACUCUGGACCGUGAGGGUAACGCUCGCAAGGUCGUUAACUGCUCUUGCGUCGUUGUCAAGGAUUGGGGUGAGGAGUCCCAGGAGCGCUCCGUCCUCCUUAACUACUUCCAGACCGAGCAGUAA
Penicillium malachiteum is the source of this 447-nucleotide messenger RNA. Its product is annotated as 40S ribosomal protein eS12. The annotation marks the transcript as partial. Gene Ontology annotation, cellular component: cytosolic small ribosomal subunit; ribosome. Lineage: Eukaryota; Fungi; Ascomycota; Eurotiomycetes; Eurotiales; Aspergillaceae. Gene Ontology annotation, biological process: translation. The transcript is spliced from 2 exons. Gene Ontology annotation, molecular function: structural constituent of ribosome. The record is from RefSeq and is a predicted model, not a curated record.